This is a messenger RNA of Rhinolophus ferrumequinum (greater horseshoe bat), 555 nucleotides long. Its product is annotated as 60S ribosomal protein L17-like. NCBI's taxonomy places the organism in Eukaryota, Metazoa, Chordata, Mammalia, Chiroptera, Rhinolophidae. Gene Ontology annotation, molecular function: structural constituent of ribosome. The record is from RefSeq and is a predicted model, not a curated record. The transcript has a single exon. The coding region runs from base 1 to 555 and encodes 184 amino acids. Gene Ontology annotation, biological process: cytoplasmic translation. Gene Ontology annotation, cellular component: ribosome; cytosolic large ribosomal subunit.
AUGGUUCACUAUUCGCUUGACCCAGGGAACCCCAUAAAAUCAUGUAAAUCAAGAGGUUCAAAUCUACACAUUCAUUUGAAGAAUACUUGUCAAACUGCCCAGGCUAUCACAGGUAUGCAUAUCCGAAAAGCCACCAAGUAUCUAAAGAAUGUCAUGUUACAAAAGCAAUGUAUGCCAUUCUGUCUUUACAAUGGUGGAAUUGAUAAGUGUGCCCAGGCCAAACAGUGGGGUUGGACGCAGGGUCGUUGGCUCAAAAAGAGUGCACCAUUUUUACUGCACAUGCUUACAAAUGCAGAGAGGAAUGCUGAACUUAAGGGUUUAGAUGUAGACUCUCUGGUCAUUGAACACAUCAAGGGGAACAAAGCUCCCAGGAUGCAGCACAGAAUUUACAGAGCUCACUGGCAGACUAACUCACACAUGACCUCUCCCUGCCACAGUAAGAUGGUCCUAACUGAGAAAGAGCAGAUUGUUCCUAAGCCAGAAGAGGAGGCUACACAGAAGAAAAAGAUCUCCCAGAAGAAAAUAAAGAAACAAAAACUUACGGCCUGGGAGUAA